This is a messenger RNA of Drosophila gunungcola (fruit fly), 1729 nucleotides long. RefSeq names its product T-cell leukemia homeobox protein 3 (gene C15). Bases 151 to 1164 code for a protein of 337 amino acids. The record is from RefSeq and is a predicted model, not a curated record. Gene Ontology annotation, molecular function: RNA polymerase II cis-regulatory region sequence-specific DNA binding; DNA-binding transcription factor activity, RNA polymerase II-specific. NCBI's taxonomy places the organism in Eukaryota, Metazoa, Arthropoda, Insecta, Diptera, Drosophilidae. The transcript has 4 exons. Gene Ontology annotation, cellular component: nucleus. Gene Ontology annotation, biological process: animal organ development; regulation of transcription by RNA polymerase II.
UUUCCCGCAACGGGUCGUGCCUAAACGCGGAACCAAACCCAAACCAAUCAAACAUUUUGUGUGUGCUCUAUGGUUCAAACACUCUACGGCCAAAAAUUUAAAGUUUAAAGUGCAGUGAAGAGCCCCAAAUUGGCGCCACUAGCUGCAAGAAUGUCCAGUCACGAGGAGGAUGACCACGAGCACGAGAACGAGCACGGCGUCGAGGUGGAGGAGCAGGAGAUCCACGUAGACGUGGACUCCGAUUCCCGGAUGUCAUGCGGCAGCGGAUCCGAUGUGGAUAUGGACGGUGGCAGCUGUUACGAUGAGUCCGAAACGCCAUUGAGCGAAUCCCUGCAGUCGGAGCAGACGCGUUCCUCGUCCAGCGAGAACCUGCCCUUCAGCAUAUCACGCCUGCUAUCCAAGCCCUUCGAGACGAGCCACCACCACAGCAGUCACAACCUGAUCACCAGCAGUCCCGGCUCCAGCAGCAAUAACAACAGUGGCGAAAAGAGCGAGGAGAAGGAGCUGCUCCAGCAGGAGGACCACGACCUGGCCGCCUAUAAGCUGGCCACCAGCAUCGCUAACUCGACGUACGGAAGCGCCGCGGCCCUCUACUCGUAUCCGCAUCUCUAUCCCUCGGCGGCCGGCGGUCAUGUACUGCGGGUGCCGCCCCAGCGAACGCCGCUCACCUGGGCGCUACCGCCACUGCACCACGCGGCGCUGGCCCAUCAGGCGGUUAAGGAUCGGCUGGCAGCUGCCUUCCCGAUUGCCCGACGGAUCGGACAUCCCUACCAGAAUCGCACCCCGCCGAAGCGAAAAAAGCCCCGAACAUCCUUUACACGCAUCCAGGUUGCCGAGUUGGAGAAGCGGUUUCACAAACAGAAGUAUCUCGCCUCCGCGGAGCGAGCUGCCUUGGCCCGCGGCCUCAAGAUGACCGAUGCCCAGGUGAAGACGUGGUUCCAAAACCGACGUACCAAAUGGAGACGUCAGACGGCCGAAGAGCGUGAGGCGGAGCGGCAGGCGGCGAACAGGCUGAUGCUAUCCCUCCAGGCGGAGGCCAUCAGCAAGGGCUUUGCCCCCCCAUCGGCGCCCCUGGGCUCCCAGGGGGGUGUGAACGGAGCGCCCCUGGCGGCUCUGCACGGACUGCAGCCGUGGGCAGAGGGAUCGCAUGCGGCGGGGUGCUAAUCGCCAUUGCCAUCGCCGGACGGCCCCUGUAUUUUGGCGGGAGCUGGUUUAUUUGUGAUACACUUCGCUUUGUACAUAGUUUAGGAUGAACGGACACUCGAACAGGGACUGUUCGCACUGUACAUAGGAGGAGGGGGCUACGACUCGAGGCCCCACUGUAAAUACCUAGCUUUACUCUGUAGCGAUGCUUACUUAACCGAACUCGGGAUAUGGAGAUGGAGAUGGAGGUGGACCUGGACCAGCGCUUAAGUGUUUGUGUAGAAUCUUGAAUUUCUGUUUUGUGUUUCGUAGUCCUGCAUUUAGACUCUUAGUUAUUAUUCGCCAGUUCAACCGAAGCAAACCGCAUCUCAAAACGUCGCAGUGAGCUAGGAAGCCACGCCUAGUAAUAACAUAUUUAAUACACAAAAUUAUAUACAUAUAGAAUCGUAUUGUAAUUGUAAUAUUUGUCUCUAGGCUUAAGUUGAAUGGCAUUACCUAGUAUUAUAAAUUAUUAACCCUAACUACAUGUAUGAUUAUUGAAAAGCAAAUCAGAAGAGCAAUGAAAAUAAAAACAUAAUUAAAUCAA